CUCUCAUAAUGCUCAUAAAUAAAUCAAACAUUUUCUUAAACUCCUUCACCAUCUUCUGAGCAGUGUCUUGUUCUUCCGACCCAGAAAUCCUUUUUCUUUAUUCUUUUAAUGGAGAUAACAAAAAAGUACCGCCGUAAUCUCUCAAUUGACAGGCUCAGCGAGUUGCCAGACUCAGUCCUCUGCUACAUUCUCUCAUUUCUCCCAACUCAGAAAUCGGUCGCAACCAGUAUUCUCUCUCGAAGAUGGAGGUAUCUCUGGACCGACGUUCCCAAUUUAGACUUUGUAGACGAGAAUCAAGGUACAAUAAAUAGGGUACUAUCGCUAUACAAAGUGCAAAAAAUCAAAUCUUUUUGCCUCGCCGAUGAGAUUGACUGCGACGAUUAUCAAAUUGGUACAUGGAUUACCUUUGCAAUUGAGCGGAAUGUGCAAAAUCUCGAUAUUUGGCGCGAGUCGGCUGAUGUAUUUCUGCCUCGAUCCCUCUUCACCAGCAAAACCCUAGUCGAUUUGAGGCUCAAUUGUUGUGCUGAGUUCCCCAAUAUCGGCAGUGCAGUGAGUUUGCCUCUCCUGAAGAAGCUUCAUCUAAUCUUCAUUAGCGGAUACGAGUCCCUCCCCCACCUUCUCUCGGGCUGCCCAGUGCUUGAGGAGUUGGUACUCCAAUUGUCCUUUGAAUAUUGUUCUUUUACCAUAUCUUCGCCGACAAUCAAAAAACUCGAGAUCGAUAUUAAUGCCGAGAUUCCUGAGGAUCUCGACGAGAUGCACUACGUGGACUACAGCCUGGAGAUCGAUACCCCUGCCAUUGUUUAUCUUAAGCUAUUCGAUAACGCGAACUACCAUAUCAAAUUCGGAUCGGUGGCCUCCUUGACUGAAGCAAGUGUCCAUAUUCAGGAUUAUAGCAAUGAUUUUCUUUAUUCUCGAUCCGUGGUGCAACUUAUUCAAAUGCUUCGUAACGUCCGGUGCCUAAAGUUACAUUUGUCGCAUCGUGCAGAGAAUAUUCACUCGGUGUUCGCUGCACGAACUAUAAGUUUUCGUAACGUAACCAAACUCGAGAUGACUACUGAUUGUCUGUUUCUCCCGAAGCUCCUUGAAAAUGCUGAUAAUCUUGAAAUCCUUAUUCUCCAUGAGGUGAAUGAAAAAAUAGACAGAUGGAUGGAACCCCAACAAGUGCCAACAUGCCUCGUAUCACGUCUUAGAACGGUAAAGCUUUUUCGCUUCGUACAGACAAAACGCAAGUUUAAAGCUGUGAAAUAUCUUUUGAAGAAUGCUGAAAUCUUGGAGAAGAUAGAAAUAGUAUAUCCAUGUUAUCUUACUUCCAAGAAAAGGAUUUAUAUGCUCGAUAAAAUCUCAUCGUUUGAACGAGGAUCUAGUGCAUGUGAAGUUGUUGCCUAUGUUGGGUGAGGUUAACGGAGGUAAACACGCAGUUGCUUGUGAAAUGGUUUAUGUACUCGGGCCUCUAUGAACAAUUUAAUCAUUAUCAUCUGGUUUAUGUGCGCGAGCUACAAAAUUCACCAUCUUUAUGUUUUCUUCGAAAUUUUGGUUACUAUUCUGCCACAAAAUAUUGUCUUUUAAUUGCCCGAGUAAAGGGGGGUAAACUUAAACCAUGUGUUGUACCGACUGCAACGACUAUGAAACUGUCGUUGUCAUUGUUUUCGAGGUGCUUUGAUUUGCAUCAAAUUAUUGCUUUGUCAUCCCCAUUGCAGGUGCUUUGUCUUGGCUAGGUGAAAUGAUUUGGCACAUGAACUCAAUGAUUU
Messenger RNA from Erythranthe guttata (spotted monkey flower), 1748 nucleotides. The record is from RefSeq and is a predicted model, not a curated record. Lineage: Eukaryota; Viridiplantae; Streptophyta; Magnoliopsida; Lamiales; Phrymaceae.